Messenger RNA from Manihot esculenta (cassava), 771 nucleotides. Its product is annotated as umecyanin. The record is from RefSeq and is a predicted model, not a curated record. Lineage: Eukaryota; Viridiplantae; Streptophyta; Magnoliopsida; Malpighiales; Euphorbiaceae. The transcript has 2 exons. Gene Ontology annotation, molecular function: electron transfer activity. Gene Ontology annotation, cellular component: plasma membrane. The coding region runs from base 114 to 647 and encodes 177 amino acids.
UCACAAGAGACCUAACCUCCAGAGCCACAGGCCGAGGCGCAUAUUCUUCUUAAGCUUCUUUGUCGCCUAUUUUUCUACAUAACGAAGAGAAAGCCGCUUGUUCUGCUGUGAUAAUGGCGGCAGCGAAAACAUGGGUGAUUCUGGUUUUAGUACUUUCAAUGAGCCUCUGUGGGAAAUGGGUUCGUGCCCAGGUGCACCAUGUGGUUGGAGAGGAUCGUGGCUGGGAUCCUUCAACUGAUGUUGCUUCGUGGUCUUCCGGCAGAACUUUCAGGGUCGGAGACAAAAUUUGGUUCGCAUACUCCGCGGCACACGGGAGAAUAGCGGAGCUUAAGACGAAGGAGGAAUACGAGUCAUGCGAUGUGAGCAAUCCAAUCAAAAUCUACAAGGACGGAUUAUUUAAUAUACUGCUCGAUGGGGAAGGGAUCCGCUACUUCGUAAGCAGUAACUCUGAGAGCUGUAAGAAAGGACUGAAGCUACCCGUGGAGGUGAUGCCUCAGGAACCACUUGACGCCCCGAAAAUUACCACAUCUGAGAACGCAGCCUUGGGCCUUGCUGCUGGGCCCACCCCCUCUGCUUCAGCUCAGCUUAGCGCUCGCUUUGUGUUGUUGGUGGCUGCUGGGUAUUGGCAAUCCUGUAUGUUUGUUUAGAGCCCAUUUACUGUACCCAUCUCUACUGUGUUUUUUAUUUUUCCUUCUUUAAGAACUUGUAAUAAUAAAGAUUAAGUGUUUUUAUUGUUUUAAAAUUAUUAGAGUAAUUACAGUUUAAUCUCUA